GGUUAUGUCACUGGCUGGUCCGUCCGUCUAGUGUAUAAAAAUAAAUAAUUUAGAAAAAACAUAAUAGUAAAGAAAAAAAGUGCGUAAUUUUAAAUUGUAUUACGAGAGAUAAAAGUACGUGAAACAUGUUUCAUCUUCGAACGACUGUGAAUGCUGUUAGGAGGAUCCCACGCCUUGCAAUGUCCAGUGACGCAGGAAAGACCAUGGAUACAACUUAUAUGGAAAUCCCUGUUUAUGAUGUCAACAGACCACAGACUCUGGAAAAACGUAAGGCAAGGCUCCACUAUCAGUCGCGUAAACGAGGGAUGUUGGAGAACGACCUCCUGCUCAGCACCUUCGCGAAGAAAUACCUCGACGGGUUCAACGAGGAACAGACGCUCAUGUACGACCGCCUCAUCAACUCGCCCAGCAACGACUGGGACAUCUUCUACUGGAUUGUGGAGAAAAAACCCACCCCCCAGGAGUUCAACAACGAGAUCAUGGACCUUCUAAAGAAACACGCCAGGAAUGAGGAGAAAGUCGCUCUUAGCCAACCUAAUCUAUAUUAAGAACGAAUUAGAAAUUAUUUUGCUGAAAUUAUAGUACAACUUAAUAGUAUAGGUACUCUAGAUCUUUUUUAAUUUUGUUUCAAAUGAUUUACAAAAAGCACAGACAUAAAAACAAAUGCCUACUUAAGUAUUAAAAUAAUUUAAUAAUGGUAACAUUUCAAAGUAGUGUAUUAUUUAUUACAGUUAUUAUAAAUAAAUUUUAAAUGUAGAAUAUAA
Messenger RNA from Leguminivora glycinivorella, 764 nucleotides. RefSeq names its product succinate dehydrogenase assembly factor 2-B, mitochondrial-like. Gene Ontology annotation, biological process: mitochondrial electron transport, succinate to ubiquinone; mitochondrial respiratory chain complex II assembly; protein-FAD linkage. The record is from RefSeq and is a predicted model, not a curated record. The transcript is spliced from 3 exons. Gene Ontology annotation, cellular component: mitochondrion. Bases 126 to 548 code for a protein of 140 amino acids. NCBI's taxonomy places the organism in Eukaryota, Metazoa, Arthropoda, Insecta, Lepidoptera, Tortricidae.